This is a messenger RNA of Ictalurus punctatus (channel catfish), 3494 nucleotides long. RefSeq names its product nurim (gene nrm). Gene Ontology annotation, cellular component: nuclear membrane. The transcript has 4 exons. Bases 56 to 901 code for a protein of 281 amino acids. The record is from RefSeq and is a predicted model, not a curated record. Lineage: Eukaryota; Metazoa; Chordata; Actinopteri; Siluriformes; Ictaluridae.
GUUUGAGAUUCAGCCUGUUGUUAUACGGAAAUAAAUAUAAACACGGUCGGACACCAUGGCGCUGCUGACGGCUCGUAACUUGACGCUGUGUGUUUUAUCAUUAAUAAACUUUAUUUUUGUGUUCGUGACCGGAGCGGAUUUCGUCCGUUUCAUUUCAUUUCGCCCGGUUUAUCACAACAUCACCGGCGGCGCGCCCCUCUGCGACGAUGCGGCGUGGUGGUCCGUGGCCCUGCGGGACGCUGCGGUGUUGAAGUGUUUAGCUGUAGACUUGUUACUGUUAGUGAUGUUCAGUGUGCAGCACAGCCUGCUGGCCUGGACGCCUGUUAAACGUGUGUGUCAGUCUGUACUGGGAGUGUUAAACCGGGCCAUGUACUGCUUCACUACUGCGCUCGUACUGCAGCUGUUGAUGCGUUACUGGCAGCCUGUGACCAGUGCCCCCUGCCUGUGGUCAGUGCGCAAUGCACCAUGGGAUAUCUGGUUCCCACUCAUCUGUUUCACUGUACACUUCCUGUGCUGGGCCGUGAUCUGCAGCAUUCUGCUCAUAUUCGACUACGCAGAGCUGCUGGGACUCAAGCAGGUGUAUUAUGAGUGUUUAGGCCUGGGGGACCCGCUCUCCCUGAAGUCGUCCCGUGCCCAGCGUCUCUAUGCCCACCUUCGCCACCCCGUGUGCAUGGAGCUUCUGCUGGUGCUCUGGUUUUUGCCCACUCUGUCUGUGGACAGGUGUGUGUUAGCGGCGUACCUGACACUUUACCUGGCUCUGGCCCACUCUCUGGAUGCAGAGGACUGCGUGUACUUGAGUGCUCAGCUGCACAGCAAGCUGCAACUCUUCUCCACAUCUGCAGGGGGCGACACACACAGAAACAACAACAAUGAUGAUGAUGAUGGGUGCAAACUAGAUUAACAUCAUCCACCUGAGUCCCAGUACUGCACUUAACACACUCGCAUUGACUUCCUCUAUAAUGAUUCACAUGCCUUGUGAUUGUCACGGGGAUUUAACCAAAAGCAAGAGGACAAGGAGAAGUCGAUAAGGGUGCGUUAAAAACUGCAUUGGAACACAGUACCUGCUUUUCUGCACUCUCAUGUGUUUAAUAUGUUAAUAAUGGAUAGAAAGCAAAUUCAUGGAAGAAUGGAGAGAUAGAAAAACACAGAUGUUUUUUAAAAAUAUUUUUAUUAGAUUUUUGGAAUUUUUUGAAAUAUAAAGUAGUAUUUUGCGCUAUAUGGAUGUAUAUACCACAAUCCCAGUGUUUCGCCCGUCCGGUUCCUUUAUUCACCCGGGGCCUUGUUCUUCAUACGCUUAACAAAAUCGUAGGUGACUUAAGCCAGAUUUACUAAUAGUUCAGAUCUUCAGACGCACCUGAGAAGUGGAUUAGUUUAGCAGAGUUAUCUGAGAUAACUGCAUGCUCUGGACAUGUAUCGAAACUUAAAACCCUGAUCGGCUAGUAAACAAUGGGCUAAUGCAAGCUGGAUGUAAGAUUUUUUUCUUUUGUAGACAAUAUAUAAGUGUAGUAAGAUGUGCAGAUUAGUUUAAUGUGGCUGUGGGAUGUUAAAUGAGAGCCUGAAAUUAUAAUGCUAGCACUAUUUAGCUACUUUAUUCAUGCUCAAUUAGCUAUUUCACUUUCUGAAUUUAAUACAAUUGUGCACAUGUUUUAGAUUAUUGUGCCUAUAGUAGGCAUAGUUGACCCAUAACAAAAGUUUAAAAUCUAUAAUCGUCCUCGCAGUGGGAAAACACUUUAACUGAAAAUACCUAUCCAUACUUAUGAACUCCUCCUAAGUAGCUGCUUGUUCAGAACAUGUGCGCUUUAUCUCUUUUAACGAGAACAAAUGUCAUGUUUCUCAUCAUUUUUCUCAUGUUUCUCGAAGUGUAAGAGCAGUGUACUGUAAGUGCAGAUAGGCGUUAGUUAAAUGUUUACGGAGGAGGUGGGUCUUUAGCCACUUUUCCAAGAUUCUGUGACGGAUUCUGCUGUCCGGAUUGAGGGUGGACAUUCAUUACACCACUGAGUGACAGUCAGCUUGUGGUUUAUAGUGAAUAAGAUGCUCCUGAGUUUACAUUCACUCAAUGACAAGUCUGACAGUAGCGUCAAAAAACGGAUAAAUCUAGAAUGAUGUCAGCAAUCCAAUCCGAUUAACUCGGUAAUCCAGCUAUGUCAGUUAUCCAGCUAACUCAGUAAUCUGGCUGACUCAGAAUUCCAAAAAAAAAAAGAAUUACAAGAACUCUGUUAUUCAGCUAACACAGUAAUCAGACUAGCCUGAUAAUCGGACUAAUUCAGUAAUAAUUUGUCUAAUCCACAUAUGAAGAACGAGACCUUGUUCUGCCAAUGUCAGUAUAUUUGCUGUUUUAACACUCCUGAUUCAGGUUAAUUUGCAUGUGUGUGUGUGUGUUAUAGGGUGUGUUCCCACAGUAUUCAUGAAUACGAGUCUGUAUUUGCUUAUUUUUCACACCUGUCACUCCAUGGCUGGAUUUUUAUGUACUUUUUGUUUUGCUUUCCUACGGAUUAGUCAGCACUAUUUCCACACUAUACUGUGCUUACUCUGGGUAAAGGCAUUCUGAGACUCUGAAGGCAGUUAAACAGGAAGAGACUGAGUUUAUUCAUGGCAGGUUUAAAAGAUCAAGUUCAUUCAGAUUCAGGAGGCUCACGUGCAAUCAGAAUCUGGUACCGGAAGAGAUGUGUGGCUGAAGGGGCGAGCCAAUCAUUGAGGCUGUAAUUUUAUCCGAUAACCAGCUUUUAAAAUACCGAUGUUACCUACAUGAGAAACGCAAAGACGCUACAGUUUUACAUCUGCACAAUAAAAUCUCAAGAUUUUACAUCAACUGGAAAGUACAACAAAGUUAAUCUGAUCUUUCUGAGCUAAACCAGAACAGGAAAUAAAAGCCUAAAGUCAGGGGAAAUUAGUAACCGGGUAAACACUCGUGCUGAUGAUGAGUUUUUAUGAACAGAACAGUCCAGGACACAUUGAAGCAGGGUAUAAAAACAGAACAACGAUAAACCUUCCCCUGGCAGCCUCCAUUACAAUCAAAACAGAUAUAGUGCUGUUUUCAGAUAUGAUGUAUCAUGUAAUACAUUUAUGUUUGUAAUUUAAAGUAACCUUUAUUCAGUAAUGAUCGGUGUGGUUUUAAUGCACAAAACACAAAGACUGAGGACCUUCACACAUCUACAAAAAGAGAGCAGCAGUAUUUUCACAGUUAGAUUUCCAGUAUGGAAUUACCACAACGUGUCAACACUGAUCAGUUAUUACUACGUGAAAAUGAUUUCCCCUGAUUCCCUUUGUGUCAGCAUUGAAUACAGCUUUUAACAUGUUACAGCUUUUCACUGUGGGGGAAUGGAGAAUUCUUUUUGCAUAUUUUUUAUUUUUGUUAUGAAUGUGUGGUCAGCCAUUAAAAUGAUUGGUUUUACAGAUCUUUUGAAAUAACUACUGGUUCUGUUGCUUUUUUUGUGUAAAACGUCAGAACAAAGUUUUUAAUCAAAGUUUAAAUAAAUAUGGGUGCUGAAUUGGUA